AUGUACAAAGUCUAUGGCCGUGGCCUGAUCUUGAUCUGUGUUGAUGUUGAGACCUGGGAACAGUCACCAAAAGACGAGACACACAUCCUUGAAGUUGGGAUCUCCAUCUACGACCCCCGUGGACAACAACAUCUGUCGACACCUAACGUUAAAACUUACCAUCUUGUGAAUUCUGAUAACUUGAAACUCAAAAAUGGUCGGUACGUUCCGAACCAUCGGGAGUAUUUUAUGGGGGCAACGCUGUGGCGUAUGUCGUUGCUGCUGAUCAAAAUUUUCAUUCAAGGUUUGUUCGAUUACUAUUCUGGUCUCAAACAGUGGAGUUCGGUUCUUGUGGGACACGGAUUGCAGAAUGAUAUCAAAUAUCUUAGACACAUGGGGAUCGAACACCCGUUUGUACACACCAUUGAUACUGAAAAAUUGUUCGCUCUUAGUCGGAAUAAGACCGACAAAACCAACUUGCGCACAGCCCUUAAAGAGACGAUGAUUUUGUCUGGUUACAUGCACAAUGGUGCCAACGAUGCGUAUUAUACUCUCCAGCUUCUUUUCAAGCUUGCUGAUCCUGAAUUGCGUACCCUUCUUAAGCUUGAUGAUGUCAAGUUCCCACGAAACGUUACUCCCAAAAUUAAUAAACUUUCCGAGAAGACACCAAGUGCAGAGUUUAUGAAUCCUGAAUCAUACAGUGCCAUGGAAUAUGCGUUACCCGAACCCUUAAUAGAACCAAACCAAUUCUUUGAUUGGGUGUACGAGGACAGCAACGAUGUUCGAGAUGAUGAGUGCAUGUGCAACGGGCACAAUAAAAGAUUCAGGCAUGGACAAUAUCCCUCUUCAAAGAAUAAUGUUUAUUGA
Messenger RNA from Diutina rugosa, 846 nucleotides. RefSeq lists its product as uncharacterized. The transcript has a single exon. Gene Ontology annotation, molecular function: nucleic acid binding. The coding region runs from base 1 to 846 and encodes 281 amino acids. The record is from RefSeq and is a predicted model, not a curated record. NCBI's taxonomy places the organism in Eukaryota, Fungi, Ascomycota, Pichiomycetes, Serinales, Debaryomycetaceae. Gene Ontology annotation, cellular component: nucleus.